CGGCUGUCAAGAACAGAGGACUCAGUGGAGACGCGAGGGAAAUCAUUUCAGUCCACUCCAAGCUGGGUGGGAGAGGCGCGCCUCUCUCGGGCCCCUUGUCGCCUCUCCCCCCCACCCGGUAUGGAUGAACACUUCAACCUCAUAGACUCGCCGUCCACGCGUCACAGAGGAAACAACGCCGAGAAUCACGGUUACGCGGAGACAGAAAAGGGCAGCAUGACGGUGAUGGCGACGGAGUUGCUGGAGGAAUCGGCGGCGCUACCCGGCCACCUGUCCCUGGAUCGCUAUGAGGCGGAGCACGAGUGCUGUGAGAGAGUGGUCAUCAACAUAUCGGGUCUGCGCUUCGAGACACAGCUCAAAACUUUCAACCAAUUCCCGGACACCUUGCUGGGCGAUCCAAAAAAGAGGAUGCGCUACUUCGAUCCGCUCAGAAACGAGUACUUUUUCGAUAGGAAUCGUCCAAGCUUCGACGCCAUCCUCUACUACUACCAGUCGGGCGGGCGCAUCCGGAGACCCGUCAACGUGCCCAUUGAUAUAUUCUCGGAGGAGAUCCGCUUUUAUCAGCUUGGUGAGGAAGCGAUGGAGAAAUUUCGUGAGGAUGAGGGUUUUAUCAAAGAAGAGGAGCGACCCUUGCCUAGCCAUGAGUUCCAAAGGCAGGUCUGGCUUUUAUUUGAGUACCCGGAGAGCUCAGGCCCGGCCCGGGGCAUCGCCAUCGUGUCAGUGCUGGUCAUUCUUAUCUCCAUAGUCAUUUUCUGUCUAGAGACUUUGCCUGAGUUUAGGGACGACAAGGAUCCGGUCACUGUAGCACCCGUAAUCAACGGAACAGCCCCGUACGGGUCAGGUUCUUUUACUGACCCGUUUUUUGUUAUAGAGACGCUUUGCAUAAUCUGGUUUUCCUUCGAGCUGCUUGUCCGCUUUUUCGCCUGCCCCAGUAAAGCCACCUUUUCCAAAAACAUAAUGAACAUAAUAGACAUCGUGGCUAUAAUUCCGUAUUUCAUCACCCUAGGUACAGAGUUGGCAGAAAGACAGGGCAAUGGGCAGCAGGCCAUGUCCCUGGCCAUCCUGCGCGUGAUCCGCCUGGUGCGAGUAUUUCGCAUCUUCAAGCUGUCGCGCCACUCCAAGGGCCUCCAGAUCCUUGGACAGACACUCAAAGCCAGCAUGCGGGAACUUGGCUUGCUUAUUUUCUUCCUUUUUAUCGGGGUAAUUUUAUUCUCCAGCGCUGUGUACUUCGCAGAGGCAGACGACCCGGCCUCCAGCUUCAGCAGCAUUCCGGACGCGUUCUGGUGGGCUGUGGUUACCAUGACUACGGUGGGCUAUGGAGACAUGCACCCGGUGACCAUCGGCGGGAAGAUCGUCGGCUCUCUGUGUGCCAUUGCUGGUGUUUUGACGAUCGCGCUGCCAGUACCCGUCAUCGUCUCCAAUUUCAAUUACUUCUAUCACCGGGAGACAGACGGCGAGGAGCACGCGCAGUACCUGCACGCGGGCAGCUGCGAGCAUCUCGACUCCGCUGAGGAGCUGAAACGGACACGGAGUACCUCGUCUCUCAGCAAAUCGGAAUACAUGGUGAUAGAGGAGGGAAUAAACAGCGGCUUUAAGCAAGCUAACUACACAAACCAAAAUAAUCAGAACUGCGUAAACAUCAAAAAGAUUUUCACAGACGUGUAAAGCAAACGGAGUUCCAGCCAGUGAUGCAGUAAAUCAACUCCAAUUUGCUCUAGGAUUUUCUUCAUGCAGACUAAAACCUGUUGGCCUGCAGACGAUCAUGCGUUCUCUGUAGGCUAGUUGUUAAAAGUGAAGGGCGGGUCAGGGACAUCAAAUAACCUAAAGUAAUCCUGAAUUGUUUGUGCUUGUCAGUCUGAAUUUGUUCUCAAUGUUAUAUAUAAUCGUCAUCAUACGUAUUGGCAAUAUAUUACAACAUGCCUGUUAAUGUGAUGAAACGAUAUGUUUUCGGAGGUCACGUGUUAGUGUCACAUGCAUUUUGUUAGCAUCCACAACCUGGACAUAUGUGCAUAAAGUCAUCAAAGUGUCAAAAAUAUUUAUAUAUAGCCUAUUGUAUGUAUUUAUUAAUUAAAUCGCCUUUUGCUAUACCAAAUAACAAUGUGUUAAACAAAAGGAAUAAUGGGUUGUUAUAAGUCAAAAAUGCUUUUUGUGCAGAAAAAAAUGUGUGUGAAAAGAGUUAUCACCAAAUGGAUGUUAAUUGCUGUAAUCGGCCACGUAAACAGCAAAGUUCCCCCCCAGAUUGUAUUUAUUAUUUCCCUUUAGUAUUCCCAGUGAUUAGCAUUCGGACAAAGACAUAGUAGGUUGGCAUCAAAAGAAAACACUGUCGUUUCUUGCAUGAGAAAACAGGACUGAGCUGAGCACGCGCGGAUUCGCCUCCCCGUCGAGACCCCUGGCUCCGCCCGAUGAUGCAGUCUCCAUAGCGACCACAGUUUCCUGGGUGGAAUAGAUCAGGACUAGUAAAGAUUUCUGCUGAUGGGCAUUCGUAUGACACAAUCAAGCUGACCUGUGGCUCUAUUACAAACUGGGAAAAGAAGUUUUAAAGCAGAGACAGAUUUAUCAGCAACCACUAAGCACAGGACAAAGCACAGGACAAAGCACACAAACCCAUCUAGGAGAUAUCCGUAUCGUUUUUUAUCAUCUUCUCAUCAUGAAAAACUCUAGAAGUGGCCUUGACAUUGGAUACACUGCUGGAUUGAAUGUUUAUAAUCAAUUCAAAAGACGCUGUGGAAUCUGAUUGACUUUGACAUAACUGUCUACUACAGUAAUACAUAUAUAGGGUGAGGAUGGGUUUUAGGAUUCUCUUUAUGUGUUCACCAUUUGUGCUAUUUGGAAACCAAAUGUCUGUGUGUUAGUGUGUUGUUAUUAAGGAAAUGUUUACGUAUUAACUAUUAGACAU
Clarias gariepinus (North African catfish) is the source of this 2896-nucleotide messenger RNA. It is a transcript of the gene kcna3a, whose product is annotated as potassium voltage-gated channel, shaker-related subfamily, member 3a. The transcript is spliced from 3 exons. Gene Ontology annotation, biological process: protein homooligomerization; potassium ion transmembrane transport. Gene Ontology annotation, cellular component: voltage-gated potassium channel complex; membrane. Gene Ontology annotation, molecular function: protein binding; delayed rectifier potassium channel activity. The record is from RefSeq and is a predicted model, not a curated record. NCBI's taxonomy places the organism in Eukaryota, Metazoa, Chordata, Actinopteri, Siluriformes, Clariidae. The coding region runs from base 121 to 1665 and encodes 514 amino acids.